GUGAAGAGCAUCCUGCGAGCGAGCGGACGUGGGAGCUGGUCCCGGGCGGCGGGCGGAGGGGAGUUACAGACACACCGACUCUCCCCGGCUCUCCACCCCCGCCUCCCUCGGUGGCCGGUAGGACCUGCACCCCGUGCUGGCCUCCGCUCCUGCUUCGUCCCCGCCCGGCCCCAGCGCGCUCCUCCCCGGCCAGCCCCCUUCCUUGGUGCGCGUCGCGCUGGAGGCGAACGCAGGCUGAGACGAGCGCAGUGGCCGCCGACCACCGAGCGCCCCGCGCCGCCUCCCUGCAUGUGCGGCCAGCGGCGGCCCGCAGCCCCAGCCAGCAGCCUUGGCAGCUUCGGCCGCGCGUCCAGAGGCGGCGGCAGCGGCUCCAGCGGCGGCCGAGCGCUCCAGCCCGGGCUGGGAGACACGAUGCGCCGAGUCCUCCGGCUACUCCUCGGCUGCUUCCUCACCGAGCUGUGCGCCCGCGUGUGCCGGGCGCAGGAGAGAGCUGGGCACGGGCAGCUGGCGCAACUGGGCGGCGUGCUGCUGCUCACAGGGGGCAACCGCUCCGGGGCCGCCUCCGGAGAGGCCGGCGAGGGCGUCGGGGGCUCGGACGCACCGCCGACUCGGGCGCCCACGCCGGACUCCUGUCGGGGCUACUUCGAUGUCAUGGGCCAGUGGGACCCGCCGUUCAACUGCAGCUCAGGCGACUUCAUUUUCUGCUGCGGGACUUGUGGCUUCCGGUUCUGCUGCACGUUUAAGAAGCGGCGACUGAACCAAAGCACCUGUACCAACUACGACACGCCGCUCUGGCUCAACACCGGCAAGCCUCCAGCGCGUAAGGAUGACCCCCUGCACGACCCCACCAAGGACAAGACCAAUCUGAUCGUCUACAUCAUCUGCGGGGUGGUGGCUGUCAUGGUGCUGGUGGGCAUCUUCACCAAGCUGGGGUUGGAGAAAGCGCACCGGCCCCAAAGGGAACACAUGUCCAGAGCCCUUGCGGAUGUCAUGAGGCCACAGGGCCCCUGCAACACUGACCACAUGGAGAGAGACCUUAACAUUGUCGUCCACGUGCAGCAUUAUGAGAACAUGGACACAAGAACCCCCAUAAAUAAUCUCCAUACCACCCAGAUGAACAACGCAGUGCCCACUUCUCCUCUGCUCCAGCAGAUGGGACACCCACAUUCAUACCCCAACCUGGGCCAGAUUUCUAAUCCAUAUGAACAGCAGCCUCCAGGCAAAGAGCUCAACAAGUAUGCCUCCCUAAAGGCAGUAGGAAAUUCUGAUGGUGACUGGGCAGUGGCGACACUUAAGUCACCGAAAGCUGACAAGGUCAAUGAUGACUUCUACACCAAGCGAAGGCAUCUGGCGGAGCUGGCUGCCAAGGGAAAUCUCCCUUUGCACCCUGUAAGAGUGGAAGAUGAGCCCCGGGCCUUCAGCCCGGAGCACGGGCCUGCCCAGCAGAAUGGACAGAAGUCUCGCACCAACAAGAUGCCCCCUCAUCCCCUGGCCUACAACUCUACUGCCAACUUUAAGACCUGGGACCCCAGUGACCAGUCUCUGCGGCGACAGGCUUAUGGCAACAAGGGCAAGCUUGGCAUAGCUGAGUCCGGCUCUUGCGACCCCUUGGGGACUCGCACCCAGCAUUUCCCGCCCACACAGCCAUACUUCAUCACCAACAGCAAAACGGAAGUGACUGUCUGAGCUUUCACUUCAGGGAGUACCCUGGAGACCACACUCAACUGAGAGAGGCAAAAAAUACCAUCCCACCUACACCUUCCUGGUCUUGCCCAACCCCCCAGCAGACACACACACUCUGUUCUACAGGAACCAACCACAGACCUACUCGUGAUACGGAAUCAUGCUUUUCCUGGGUCAUGCCUAAUAUGCUCCAACAGGCAGCUGAGGGAGACCGAAGCAUGGACAUUCAGCAAUACAGCAGAGGGGGAACUUUCAGCUUCAGGCCCAAAUUGUGGGGCCUCAUUUUCCUUUUCUCCCUGACUGGAGACUGAAAUCCAUUAUAACAAAUAUAUCUAAGUAGCACAACUUAGGCAAACUGCCCAUGGAGUUCGCUCCAUACCCCAGGUUCUGUCUUUCCGGUAACAGGAAGAGGGUGGGUACACAGGCAGGGGCAGUUUCAUAGCGCUUGGGGAGGAAUUUGUUCAGGUCUCAAGCAUUUCCUGGUCCUUGCAAACACAGAGAAGUGGUGAGGACGACCCUAAGCGGUACGCUGAUGGAACAUUGCGUACCUUCAAAGCUGAAAGCAAAAACCUCACAAAGUACAUAGUCACUAAGCCCGCCAUCAGUGACGGGAAGGGAAGAACAUUCUAGAGAAAUCCCUGAAAGACCACGAUGUUGGGAGGGAUGGGCUUUAUAUGAUGGCCAGACAGUCCAGAGAUACAAAGAAAUGAACUUCUAAAGUGAGAUGUUAAAUGAACAAAGUGUUAAUUUUAUCCAGGGCAUAGAAAACUUGCAGUUGGAGAGUGAAAGGAGGUGCGAUGGGGACUGAGAAGCCUCCACUUCCUGGUGUUUCUCCUUCACCUCCAAGGCCUGGGACAAUGACAAAAAUGUCCUCUAUGAACUGUCUGUCCCCAACGUCCUUUCCCCUUCAGCGUGUCGCUGCCGCUGCUGCCAAGCUUCACCUGCUUUGGAGUGAACCGUCGUAAGUGUGGGUGGUGCCUUCAGUGUGUCGCUGUUGUUCAAGUGACGAUCUUGUUCCUAAGUGCACCCUCUGUCCUCAGCCUCCUCCCUCUUGUUUCUCCUACAGUAGUGCGGUUACAUCUUCCCUUUGUGAGUGAGCCCAGCCAAUUAAUACUCUGAAGGGCCUGCUAUAACGUCGGGGGGGACCUAAGGACACUCCCAGAAUUCCCACAACCCCACCAGAUGACCUUGGGAGGUAUUCUGUGCCAUCUUUUCCUCCCUGGACUCUCCCAAAGUCGCUUUCCAGAUUGGUUCCUAGAGCCAACAGCUAUUGGGUCCCAAGAAGAAGGGUCCUGCUGAAAGUCCUUCAUUUAGCGGAAGUGCAGACAGGUGCUUGGAGAAGCAGAGCAUUUUGUUUAAAGAGGAAAAUCUUCAAAUAAAUCCUGAAGGUCUUAGCUAAUUGACAGGAACCUUCCAAAGACUCACAGCCUAUUUAUUUAUUUAUUUAUUUAUUUAUUUAUUUAUUUAGUGUUUAUUUAUUUACUUAUUUAUUUAUUGGUGUGUGUAAAAAUCUAGGUGACAGUGAGUUGGAGCAUCCCAUGUGGUGCUCUGACUUGAAGCUCUCUGAUAUCACAAUAUCAGCACAUCCAAAUAUUAUUUUCCUUGUUUCAAGCAAGUUUGAAGAGCCUGGCAAUGCCUUUGAUCUAUCUGGGGCUGUUUCCCAUCUGAAGCAUGAGGAAGCUGGCCUAAAUCAAGCCUUUUCAGUUUUUUAAAAAUAAAACUCUGUUCUUAUUUUAUAGAAGAAUUUCUGCAAAGAGCAAACUCUUGAUUCCACUAGAAGAGGUGCAGAGAAGGACAACACAGAGGUCAGAGGUCAGAACAAAUGUUGAGACCCCAGUCCUCUCCAUGGGGGAGUACAAACUUAUGGGGUACAUAUUUCUCUUUGACAUGAGUUAACUCUACCCUUGAAACACAUCACCAUCUGGGGAUUCACUUUUAAUCCAUGUUAUUUUCAAAGGGAAACAUCUGUCUUCAUCACUUCUAGAACACCAGCAUCAGUGACUGGGAAUAGACAGGAAGCAUUAUGGACGCUUAAAGAUGAAACUCUAGUGAAGGUCUGCUCUGGUCUCUUUCCCUCAAAAAGACAUCAGUGUUGUGAAAGAUGCUGGUACCCAAUAGAGAGUUCCCUUGAGAUAACUGAGUGAAGGGGAAAGCAGAUAAAAAGAAAAUCUUUUUAAAGUUGGUGUUAAAUAUGCUACCUCCAUGACGUACAAUUUGCAUGUACUAGUGACAUACUUCAAUACCGCUGGGCUGACCUGCCGGAGAAAUGCUUCCAGGUCUCCUUCUGCAGCCCUUUCCUACGUCCAGCCCACGCUCCCCUGUAUCCAGUGCUAUUGAUUUCUAGUCUAUAGUAUUCUAUUUCUUGCUCAUUCUUCUUUUUGGAGUAGACUUCAUCCAAUGAGCUUGACUCCUAGGUCUGCAGCUGUAGUUUUGACUUCAAAUUUGCGGUUUUUCCAGUCAGAUGUAGCAUGUUCUUCCUGAGUGAUGUGGGCUGUGGACAAUCACAAAGCACCUGUCUCGUGACUUCCCAUUUGACUUUGGGAGAGGAACUGGGGAGGGACCAUUAGGCAGAGGAGAUGCGUUUAUUUUUUGACUUCCUCUUGGGAGGGUAGAUAGGCCUUCUGAUAUUUAGAAGGAACAUGACAAUUGAUGGCUGCCUUGUGACAGUGCUCCUGCGGACAACCCAGGGAGAAAGAAAAGAGAAAAAUGCGAUUAUAAAAUGGUCCUCUCCUCCAUCCAUGUGACCCCUGAUUUUUAUCCAUGGAACCAGAGUCUGGUUUUCCUUCACCUUCCUGGAGUAUCUCAGCCUCCAUCCCCUGUGGGCUCUGCCUGGAAUUUCAUCUCCCCCCCCCCAGUUUUUUUUUUUUGUGUGUAAAUGGAGCAUAUUUUAUGUGCAGAGAUUUUAGUAACCGUAUGUUCUGCAAGUAACCCUGUGUCAACACUUGUCACACUGCAGAGUUUAUGGUUUAUGAUACAAUAACACUUCCUACAAUGAAGAAAAAACAUUUGUUUGUUUUCUAAGAAUGUUUAUUUGUAAACAUAUGUAUUCACUAUAUUAAUAUGAAUUUCUUACCUGGCAAUAAACUGAUUAUAUGUGA
This is a messenger RNA of Chionomys nivalis (European snow vole), 4781 nucleotides long. RefSeq names its product shisa family member 9 (gene Shisa9). Gene Ontology annotation, biological process: regulation of short-term neuronal synaptic plasticity; regulation of AMPA receptor activity. Gene Ontology annotation, cellular component: AMPA glutamate receptor complex; postsynaptic density; postsynaptic membrane. The transcript is spliced from 5 exons. The record is from RefSeq and is a predicted model, not a curated record. Lineage: Eukaryota; Metazoa; Chordata; Mammalia; Rodentia; Cricetidae. Bases 289 to 1686 code for a protein of 465 amino acids.